Molecule: messenger RNA, 4215 nt
Organism: Anneissia japonica
Lineage: Eukaryota; Metazoa; Echinodermata; Crinoidea; Comatulida; Comatulidae
Product: ubiquitin-like-conjugating enzyme ATG3
Exons: 9
Coding region: 96-1121 (341 amino acids)
Biological process (GO): autophagosome assembly; autophagy of mitochondrion; nucleophagy
Cellular component (GO): cytosol; cytoplasmic ubiquitin ligase complex
Molecular function (GO): Atg8-family ligase activity
Source: RefSeq, a predicted model, not a curated record
UUCCGGAUAACUGACCUUCGUCAAGAAGAAGAAGAAGGACUUUUUAGAUUCUGAUUGGGAAUACAGUACACUCAAUUCGAUAUUUCACCAUAAAAAUGCAAAGUGUAAUCAACAAUAUCAAGGGUCACGCUCUUGGUGUUGCUGGACUCCUAACUCCAAUUUUAAAGGAGUCAAAGUUUAAAGAAACAGGAGUUUUGACCCCAGAGGAGUUUGAAGCAGCUGGAGACCAUAUUGUGCAUCACUGUCCAACAUGGAAGUGGUCAGCGGGAGAUCCAAGCAAAUCUAAACCAUAUUUACCAAAAGACAAACAGUUUCUCGUCACAAAAAAUGUGCCUUGCCAUAAGCGAUGUAAACAGAUGGAAUACCAAGAAGACUAUGAAGCUAUCAUAGAGGUAGAUGAUGGUGAUGGUGGCUGGGUGGAUACUCAUCACAAUGCAGGCGUUUCCAUGCCUGUAUCAGACUUGGAACCACAACACUGUAUUGAUUUGAAUUAUUACACAUUACUUGCUUCAGGCGUUUCCAUGCCUGUAUCAGACUUGGAACCACAACAAAAAGAAAUUGCAUCAUCCUUACCAAGCACAGAGAUUCAAAGUAAUAAUGAUGAUGACUUUGACGAUGAUGAAGAGGCUGCAGAUAUGGACGAAUAUGUUGGUAGUGGAAAGUUGGAAGAUGACGACGAUGAUGCAACUUUGGAUGCGAAUGCAGCAAGUGGUAAUACAGCAUCUAGUGAGGGCGCUAUUGGUGGCAAUGAUAAUGGUAUUCUUCAGACGAGGACGUACGACUUAAACAUCACUUAUGACAAAUAUUACCAAACACCAAGACUUUGGUUAUAUGGUUAUGAUGAGAAUCGUAAACCACUUACAGUCGAACAAAUGUAUGAAGAUAUCAGUCAAGAUCAUGCCAAGAAAACUGUAACCAUGGAAACUCAUCCACAUUUACCACAGACAAUGUGUUCUGUACAUCCAUGCAGACAUGCAGAUGUGAUGAAGAAGAUUAUUCACACUGUAGCUGACGGAGGAGGAGAGCUCGGAGUUCAUUUAUAUCUUUUGAUUUUCUUAAAGUUUGUUCAAGCAGUGAUUCCUACCAUAGAAUAUGAUUAUACACGACACUUCACAAUGUAGGUAGGCAGUAUGGAUCCUGAAGCGAUCGACUCUCGAUGUUGCCAAUUUCAAUUAUACUUCCCGAUCCCAAAAUGGUGGCUAUGGCACUUUGUGCAUUCCCUUAAUCAUUUAAAAUGCUGGAUUCAUUCUUGACAGUAAGAUUAAUAAUGAAAUAUAUAUAAGCAAAGAGUAUAGAACUGCAAGUGGUCUGACUCUCGGGCUUUCGUUGGAAUGCAAUCCUAUCUCAAAAAGUACUACCACUAUUAUAACUAGAGGGCGUCCUUCAAAAGAACGUAAAAGGCAUUCGUAUCAAUUUUGUGCUGCAUGUAUAGAAUGCUUGUUCGACUUUCAAACUAUUCAUAUUUGAAUAGAGCGCCCCCUAUCUCAUUGUAGUACUUUUUUUCGUGCAUACGUUUCAUUGCGUGCAUACAAAAUCAGGGCAGUCGGACCUUUUUUUGCAAUUCUCUACUCUUUGAUAUAAUAGGGGCCCAAGUCUCCGGCAAGCAGCAGGAGUCUUCCGGAUUAUCUCUAUGGCCUCCCACACUAUAUCACAACCGGGAAAAAAUCACCUGGAAAAUAGCCCAUUUCUUGCAAAUACAUUAAAUAUGCAUGUUUUUAAUACUGUAUUACACGUUUCUUACUAUUUGGCUCACGGAAGUCAGUGUCGAUUGGUAUCACCAUACUCAUCAAAAUAAAUUUAGAUGUGCUAAGAAAGCUUGUUUAAACAACAGGGGCUGAUCCAGUAGGGGGUCCCCCCAUGAACAAAUCUCCCAGAAAUUACUUUUCCAACUUGGGACUCCUGCAGUAAGCACUAUAAUAGUACUUGUGUGUUCAAGGGUUUUGUGGCUAAAUCCAGUUUCAAGUAAUAUGUGUCUGAAAAAUGUAAAACUGGAGUUAUGUAUAUAUGGGAUGCUCCAGCUUUCAAAGGUUCUAUUAACAUUUCACAAAGUUAUGCAAACUGAUAAUGUUCAUGAAUAACAUUUGUUUAAAUGCAAUUUUGAUGGUGUUAUAGUAUGAGGACCACAUUAUUAAAGUCAUAUAUAGAAUAGAUAUCUGUUGUACUUUUGUGCUUAGCCAAAAUUUAAUAAAAUAAAAUACAAUAAAAUAAGUUACAUUAUAUAUCUAUUCAUUAUUCUGAUAUGAAAUUCAUGGCAUAAUUGUGACCAGAGCUGGCAAAACCGGCCAUUUGUAGAAUACAAUCCUAAAUUGAGUCUUCAGUGUUUUUAGAUUCUGCAUGAAUUCGUACUUAAAACAGUGUUUAUUUGAUGGGAAUUGGUUGAAUAUUAGCAAAGUUAUGAGUAUUUACUUCAUUGGAUAUCAGCCAUGUAGGUUUUGAGAAAACAGCUUCCAAAUAUUCCAAAAUCAAUAGUUUAUUGUCAAAAUUUGUAUUUUCAAAAAUAAACUUAAUAAACUUUUCAGUUAAAUUUAGUGAUUGAUAUUUUGCAGAAAUGUUCUUCAGUGUAUCUGCUUUUACAAAAUGCAAAAACCUAAAAAUUUUCAAAAUUCUCAUCUCAAAUCUUUUGAGUACUUUAUUAUAAAUUGCGGCAAAUGGCGGGGUUUUGCCAGAGCUGUCACAAUUAAUGGAAUAUCAAAUAUUGAAUUGAACAGUGACAUAAAACAAAAACAAUAAGUUUGGGCAGCUUUGGUUUUAGUAAUUAAAUAUGCACACAAGGCUGUCAUUUUCUAUACAGAUUUAAGGGUUCAUAAUUGGGCAGAGUUGUUAAAUAUUUUUAUUUCAGAAUUGGAAAACAUGAAAAUGCAUUAAAUAAUUGAUCUAUGUAUCUAAUCUAGGCUGUUAGCUUGAAUUUCAAAACUCUGAUAUAGAGAGGUUAUUAUAUUACAGAUUGCAAACUUUUUUUUCAUUUUCUUUAAAAUUACUUUCAAACAUAGCAAUUUGUUAUCAUAUCAUAUUUUUUAGUAAUCGUGUAGUGUAUCAGUUUUAAAAUGUAACCUAAUAAGGAUAUUAGUAUCCUUACAUGAUUAUCUCAUGUAUUCAUAUUAUUUCAACUUAUUCUGUUAAUUAAUUUAUGUUUAUUUACAAAUUUGUAAUACUUUCAAGUUUAACUGUGAACAACAUGUCUUCCUCAAAGAAUAUUAUUAAUAUAUUGUUUAUCAUAAGUAUCUAUUAUCUUAGUGUGUAUGACUGAAACAUAUAUUUCUUUAAUUAAUUUGUAUGGGAUUUGUAUCAUACAUAGCAUAAUGGUCUAUGUAUUGUCACAGCCCCAUCCAUCCUAUUCAUUGUAUAUUUACGUGAUUGAAUACAGUACACCAUGUCUAUACACACGUACACCUUUUCCAAUGUAGUUCUAGCAUAUAUAUUCAGGGGGAAAUCAGGGUUCUCACAGUCUUCUUACAGUCUACAGUGGGACCACCAGGCCCAAGUCACUCCUGGCAGUAGAGAAAGUGGGAAAUUUUGUACCACUUUAAAAGCUGUUCUGAAUACUUUUAGAAUGUAUUAUGCCAAAAAAUUAACCCAAUAGGAAGGGGACAUAGCCUAUUACAUGGUGUAUUUAUAACCCUGCCUCCCGGCUGGCUCUUUAACUACACUGAUGUAUAUUAUAGAGUAAUUUUCACAAGCAUGCACUAAUGACCAGUAACUGGUGUAGACCUAUGAACACAGAUUCUUGUGUCCUCUGAUUUAUGUACACUGGUGCAUAGUAAUGUUGACCUAUCGCUGGUGUCUACAUAUGCAUAGCCUUACAUCUGUGCACUAAUUUUAAUUUGUACACUGUGAUUUCUUCUAAUCUAAACAUAUGUACACUGAUAUAGACUAGUGCAUGGUGAUGUUGGCUGCUGUCAACUGGGGUAUACUGGUUUUCAAAAUAUUGGAAUAUAUUUAAAUUAAGAUUAAGUGCAAUUAUGUGUAGAUGAUAUGAUGUUGUAAAUGAUGUUCGAAGUAAAAGCACUUGAUUUAAACAAUUUCGCUUGAGUAUUUAAAAGCACAUUCCUCUAAAGCAAUUAAGCAAGUUUCUGAAUAAUAUGGUUAAUGCAUAGCACAGUUCAAGUAAUGGUACACCUAUCAUCUAUUGUAUUUAAAAUAAAAGAACCCAUUUAAAAUAUACUGAUUUUGAGAAAUCCAAUAAACAGUAGGUGAAGUUCCUACAAAUAUUGUUAU